CUUUCUUCUUCUUGUCUUACUUCUCUCAGACAAAACUUGGUUACCUCAUCCACGGAAAUGGCUGCCAAUCCGGUCGCUGUCUCGAUGUCUGCUUCCUCAUCGACCCCGUUCGCGUUCGACAAUGCCAUCAGUCGCAAAUCCACCACUACUUCUACUACCACCAGCACAACCAGCACAGCGACAUCCGCACUGCCUGUCAUUGAGGGAUGGCUUUCGUCCCUGUUGCGCAACGUUGCUGGGCGCGGACUCGUCUCGCCGCACCCUUCGCUCGCCACCCCGCCAAUCUCAUCCGCUGCACUUGGGCAGGACCUGACGAGUGCUGCUCACGCUGGUGCGCCAGGGCUGCAGCAGGAUCGCGGUGCACUCCAUCCGGAGGCGAUUUGGAAGCAGCGCCUCGAGCAGCGAAUGCGCACCAUUGGCGCUCAAUCCUCAGGCGCUGGAUCAAGCUCAGGUGCUGGAUCAAGCUCAGGAUCAAGCUCGGGAUCAGGAUCAAGCUCGGGAUCAGGGUCGAGCUCGGGAUCUGGAUCCUCCGGGUCAAACACUGCUGCCGCCUGCUCAACCACGACGAUCGACAUCCUCAACCCCCAUGCUGCUGCAUUCAUGAAUUUGGGCGCCCAUGGUGGCUGCCUCGGAGGUUUUGGCGAGGCAAUCGAGUUUGCAGACGCACCACCCGUGCCAACGACAGCGGAUGUGUUUUACGCAUCGUUGCAAGCGGCGCUACCGUCACAACUCGUAUCCGGCGCUGGCAAAUCCAUCGGCUCGUCAGGCGACGAUCUGUUGUACCUCUCUCCCGACGAGCGGGAUGCAGAGCUGUCGUGGCUUCUGGAUGGUCCCAUCGCGGAGGUGCAGCAAGGUCCGCGCGAUCUCUUGGCCGAAGGGAUGGCCAUCUCGCAGAUGGACGACACCCCAAACAACAACACAAUGGACGGCACUUGGCUGCGUCGUCAGCUCGUCCGCCGGUUUGACGACGCUGCCGUCAAGACGGUGGCGAUGGCUAUUUUUGAGGUUCUUUCGGCUGCGCGCGAUGACUCGGAGCUUCAAAACAACCUGUUUGAGCUGCUUGGUUCGGACCACUUUGACUUUAUUUCCGAGCUGGUCACCCACCACGUUGCCAUUGUCAAAAUGACCAACGAGCGUCUGGCCGCUCACAACGCUCACAUGGCCAGUGUGAUGGGAAGCGCGUCGACAGCAGCAGCUCAAGCAACCGCCCCACCCACUCAACACGCACCUUCCAUCUCUUCCAACGUGGUCAUUCGUUCGGAAAAUGAGGUGCGUCUGGCAAAGCUACUCCGCAAGGACGCCAAGAAGGAUGCGCGGCGUGCAGCCCAGCUCGGCGGGAAUCAUACCGCCGACGCUUCGUCGAAUGCGCUCUUGGCCGCACUUGGCUUUGACGACGGCGAGAUCUCUUCUGGCGCUGGUGGAUUCGAGUCCCUGCGCGCCCAACGCGAGGCCGCUCUUGCCGCGGCCGCCAACGCGCCACUCUUCUCUUCGUCAGAUGGAGCCGUGCGCUCGGAGCAGUAUCCGCACGUCUACAGCUCACUUCUCGAAGCGCAAAAGUCGACAGCGCUCGUUGGCGGGACCAAGUUGAUGUUGCCCCUUGGCACCAACCGCAACGACACCAAACUGUACGAGGAGUUUACCGUGCCGCCUGCGCCGCGUCAGCCAAUGCGUUCGUCCGAGCGACUGGUGCCCAUCGCCGAACUGGACGCGCUCAGCCAAGCGGCCUUCCCGGGCGUUCGCACACUCAACCGGAUUCAGUCCAUUCUCUUUGACGCCGCCUUCAACACGAAUGAAAACCUGCUUGUCUGUGCUCCGACGGGUGCCGGCAAGACCAAUGUGGCAAUGCUCACUGUUCUGCACGAGCUGCGCCAACACCUGACGGCAGGCAACGUCAUCCGCACGGACGAGUUUAAAAUUGUGUAUGUGGCGCCCAUGAAGGCCUUGGCGGCAGAAAUGGUGGCCAACUUUGGCAAGCGUCUCGCUCCGCUGGGCAUCACCGUGCGCGAACUCACUGGCGACAUGCAACUGACCAAAGCUGAAAUUCUCGCAACGCAAAUGAUUGUCACGACCCCCGAAAAGUGGGAUGUCGUGACGCGCAAGUCCACCGGCGACGUGGCCUUGGCCCAAAUCGUUCGCCUGCUCAUCAUCGAUGAAGUCCACUUGCUGCACGACGACCGUGGCCCAGUCAUUGAAACGAUCGUGGCUCGCACGCUGCGCCAGGUCGAAACCACCCAAAACAUGAUCCGCAUUGUCGGCCUCUCGGCCACCUUGCCCAACUAUGUUGACGUUGCCGGGUUUUUGCGCGUCAAUCCCUACAAGGGCCUGUUUUAUUUUGACAGCCACUUCCGACCCGUGCCGCUCUCCCAGCGGUACAUUGGUGUCAAGACCACCAACAUCCACCAGCAACAGAACGACAUGAACCAAAUCUGCUUUGACAACGUGAUUGAGAACGUUCGCAAAGGCCACCAGGUCAUGGUCUUUGUGCACGCUCGCAACGCCACAGCAAAGACGGCGCUUGCUCUGCGUGAGAUUGCCGUCAGCACGCAAACCCUGCCGCUGUUCUCGCCAAAGCAGGACGAGCGAUUCCCAGCCGCGGACAAGCAGUUUACGCGAUCGCGCAAUCGCACGCUCCAGCAGCUCUUUGGCGACGGGUUUGCCGUUCACCACGCCGGCCUGUUGCGCUCGGAUCGCAACCUUGUCGAGCGGUUUUUCGCGGACGGAUUGAUCAAAGUGCUGGUCUGCACGGCAACGCUGGCUUGGGGUGUCAAUUUGCCCGCCCAUUGUGUCAUCAUCAAGGGCACCCAGCUGUAUGACUCCAAGAAGGGUGCCUUUGUGGACCUGGGUAUUCUGGAUGUGAUGCAAAUCUUUGGUCGCGCCGGUCGCCCGCAGUUCGACACGCACGGCGAGGGCAUCAUCAUCACUGCCCACGACCGUUUGGCUCACUACCUGUCCAUGAUGACGCACAGCGUUCCGAUCGAGUCGCAGUUUAUCAACCAGCUGGCGGACAAUCUCAACGCCGAGGUUGCUCUGGGCACGGUGGCGAACGUCGACGAGGCCGUCCAGUGGCUCUCGUACUCGUACCUCUACGUCCGCAUGCUGAAAAAUCCGCUCGUGUAUGGCAUGACUGGGCUCGAGCGCGACAACGACCCGGCCCUCAUCAAGCGUCGCACGGAUCUGAUUCAAAUCGCUGCGCGCCAGCUGGACGCUGCCAAGAUGAUGCGCUUCAAUGAGCGCACGGGCUCGCUUGCCGUCACCGAUCUGGGUCGCACCGCAAGUCACUUUUACAUCCAACACACGAGCGUGGAGAUCUUUAACAAGAUGCUCCGCCCCACAAUGACCGACUCGGAAAUUCUCGCGUGUCUUUCGUCGUGCACAGAGUUUGAAAACCUCAAGCUGCGUGACGAGGAGGGCGACGAGCUCGAGCUUCUCGAGCGCCAGUACUGCCCAGUGAAGGUGGUCGGAGGCUCGGAAAAGUCGUUCGGCAAGGUCAACAUUCUGCUCCAAGCCUACGUCUCGAACGCGCAGAUUGAGAGCUUUUCGCUCAUCUCCGAUGCUGCCUACGUGGCCCAGAAUGGCUCGCGUAUCAUGCGAGCCCUCUUUGAGAUUGCCAUCAAGCAGCGAUGGCCGUUGCUUGCUUCACGCGUGCUGACGCUGUGCAAGACGGUCGAGAAGCGCAUGUGGCACAACGACACGCCCUUCCGACAGUUCCCGCAUCUCGCGCCCGAGCUGCUCAUCAAGCUCUCUGCCAAGAAUGCGACCGUCGAGCAACUCCGCGACAUGUCUGCCACGGACAUUGGCCACCUCGUCAACCACAUCCGCAUGGGGCCCGCCGUCCGAGCAUGCGCAGACCAGUUCCCGACCAUGUCUCUCGCCGCCACCUUGCAUCCCAUCACCCGUUCAGUCGUGCGCAUUGAGCUGACCUACGUGGCCGAGUUUGACUGGUCGGAGCGCGUUCACGGCACCGCCGAGCCUUGGUGGAUUUGGGUCGAGGAUGCCGAAUCCGAGCACAUGUAUCACACCGAGUUUGUCAUGCUGACGCGGCAGGACAUGAGGCAGCCCAAGACCCUUGUGUUUACCAUUCCGAUUUUCGAGCCUUUGCCGCCGCAGUACUUUAUUCGCGCCACCUCAGACAAGUGGCACGGUGCAGAAUCCGUCAUUGCGCUGUCCUUCAAGCACCUCAUUCUCCCCGAGCAGCACCCUCCCCACACCGAGCUGCUGGAUCUGCAGCCCCUGCCCAAAGCCGCUCUGCGCAACCCGGCGUACGAGGCGCUCUACCGCUUUUCGCACUUCAACCCCAUCCAGACGCAGGUCUUCCACACGCUCUACCACACCGAUCACAAUGUGCUUCUUGGCGCCCCCACGGGUUCUGGCAAGACCAUUGUUGCCGAACUUGCCGCCUACCGCGUCUUCAACGAGUAUCCGCACACCAAGGUCGUGUACAUUGCCCCCUUGAAGGCGCUGGUGCGUGAGCGCAUGGACGAUUGGCUCGAGCGCUUCCAGCGACGCCUCGGCAAGCGUGUGGUCGAGCUCACCGGCGACUUUACUCCCGACCUCCAAGCGCUUCAUCGUGCCGACGUGAUUGUGACAACGCCUGAAAAGUGGGACGGCAUCUCUCGCAGCUGGCAGAAUCGUUCCUACGUGAAGGCUGUCUCUUUGAUCAUUAUUGAUGAGAUCCACCUGCUCGGCGAUGAUCGUGGCCCCGUUUUGGAAGUCAUCGUAUCGCGAACCAACUUUAUCUCGGCCAGCACAGACCAUGCUGUUCGCGUUGUUGGUCUCUCGACGGCCUUGGCGAACGCCCGCGACUUGGCCGACUGGCUGGGCAUUAACGGCGCACAAGGCUUGUUCAAUUUCAAACCAGCAGUCCGCCCAGUCCCACUGACCGUUCACAUCCACGGCUUCCCCGGUCGGCAGUAUUGCCCGCGAAUGGCUACGAUGAACAAGCCCGCUUACGCGGCCAUCCGGGAGCACUCGCCAGAAAAGCCCGCGUUGGUGUUCGUCUCGUCGCGUCGGCAAACGCGCUUGACGGCACUGGAUUUGAUUUCGUUCUGUGCGCGCGAGGACAAUCCAAAGCAGUUUUUGCACAUGCCCGAGCACGAGCUUGAGCCGCUUUUGGACCGCGUGCACGACACCAACUUGCGCCUCGCCUUGUCCUUUGGCAUCGGCAUGCACCAUGCCGGUCUGCACGAGCAGGAUCGUCGCCUUGUGGAAGAGCUGUUUGUGAACCAAAAGAUCCAGAUUCUCAUUGCAACCAGCACGCUCGCCUGGGGUGUCAACUUCCCAGCCCAUCUUGUCGUUGUCAAGGGCACAGAGUACUUUGAUGGCAAGACGCAUCGGUAUGUCGAUUUUCCAAUCACGGAUGUGCUGCAAAUGAUGGGCCGAGCAGGACGACCGCAGUUCGACGACACGGGUUGUGCCGUGAUUCUCGUUCACGACGUCAAGAAGGACUUUUACAAAAAGUUCCUGUACGAGCCCUUCCCCGUCGAGAGCAACUUGGCCAACGUGCUGCCAGACCAUCUCAACGCCGAAAUUGUCGCUGGCACGAUCACUUCCAAGCAAAGCAGCGUCGAGUACCUCACGUGGACGUACUUUUUCCGUCGGUUGAUGAUGAAUCCGUCCUACUACGGGCUCGAGCUCGAGGAUGCGCUGGACCCCGUCGAGCGCCAGCGCGCCGUCAGCCGUCACUUGUCUGAGCUGAUUGAAGAAGCUCUUCGCAAGCUCUCGCACGCACACUGCGUGACUGUUGGCGACAUGCCUGCCCUUGAGGCGUCGCACAAGCAACACGAGGGCAAACGAGGUGGUGGCGGCCAGCAGCUUCACGACAAGGACAUGGCCAUUGCGAUUCCAGCUGUUUCUGUCGGGCCAACGCCCUUUGGACGGAUUGCUUCGUACUACUAUCUUCGACACGAGACGGUUGGCCGUUUUGUCAACCAGCUCGCCUUGUGCCAGACGCUCGAGGAGGUCUUGGUGCUGCUCACCCAGGCGCAGGAGUUUGCCGAGCUUCCAGUGCGUCACGCCGAAGACGAGCUCAAUGCCGAGCUUGCCGAGACUCUGCCAAUCAAGCUCACGAGCAAGAUGGACUCGCCGCACACCAAGACGCAUCUCUUGCUCCAGGCGCACUUUUCGCGCGCCCGCUUGCCGAUCGUCGACUAUGUCACCGAUACCAAGACUGUGAUGGACAAUGCCAUUCGUGUCAGCCAAGCCAUGAUCGACUCUGCCGCCGAGCUCGGUCUGCUUGACGCGGCGCUGCACGUGAUGAAUAUUGUUCAGAUGAUUGUUCAGGGUCGCUGGUACGACGAGUCUCCGCUCAUGAUCCUGCCCCACUUUGAUGAAGACCUGAGCGACAAGUUUGUCUUUGGCGACCAGCCCAUUCGUGAUCUUCCCACGUUGCUUGGAGUUGCUGGCCAGCGAGGCCGGUUCCAUGAUCUUUUGCGCAAGUCGAGGACGCGCCCACAAAUUGAUGAGAUGUGCGACGCCAUUGCUCAAUCGUGGAUGUCAAGUUCGAGAUUGGCACGGAUUCACAGACUCUGCUUGUGGAUACAGAGUACGUGCUCAAGGUGAACAUGACGCGGUCUGCGGCACAUGAAGGCGCGAGUGGCAGCGGCAGCAGCAGCGGCAGCAACAGCGGCAAAGGACGGAAUCAGCAACAUUCGGGACAUCGUGCAUACGCGCCCCGUUUCCCGAAGGGCCAGGACGAAGGCUGGUGGCUUGUGAUUGGAAGUCAAGUCCCUGAAGAUCAGCAACCAGCAGAGUUGCUCUCCCUCAAGCGGGCAUCCAUUCGAGGCCGUUCAUCAACGACUUCCUUGUCAUUCUUCACCCCUGAUAAGCCAGGCCGUUACGUGUACAAACUGUUCGUCAUGUCCGACGCCUAUCUGGGCUUGGAUCAAGAGUAUGAGAUUGCGUUCGACUGCGUUGCGCCGGAAUCCACUGCUAGCGAUGUUUGAGCGAUCGGUUGUCUGUCUGUCUGUCCAAAAAUUGCAUCAUUCUUCCUGCGAAUCGUGGAUACAACAUUGGCGAAUCUAGAAAAAGCGAAAAUCGAUAAAAUUGACAAAAAAAAAAUAAACAAACUUUGAAACGCA
This is a messenger RNA of Capsaspora owczarzaki ATCC 30864, 7076 nucleotides long. RefSeq names its product RNA helicase. The record is from RefSeq and is a predicted model, not a curated record. NCBI's taxonomy places the organism in Eukaryota, Filasterea, Ministeriida, Capsasporidae. Gene Ontology annotation, molecular function: ATP hydrolysis activity; nucleic acid binding; ATP binding. The transcript is spliced from 4 exons. The coding region runs from base 58 to 6558 and encodes 2166 amino acids.